AUGCCCGAGCACUCGGAGGUCAUGGGAGGGCGGAUAUCUCGUCAGCGCGGCGGGGGCCAGCAGGCUCCUGACAACCGCCGCCCGAACCCAGCCUCGAUGAGCACGAUCUCCAGCCGGCAGUCCGUCUCCGCCUCGGACCGCAAAGCCGGCGUCUCGCGCCACCACGGCAGUGCGCAGACCCAGAGUUCCCGUCUCCACGCCCCAACCACGUCGCAGCGGGUGAGUUCCCCGACCAGCUCGGAAGCGGGCGAUCAGCGCUCGACUGUUUCCGGAAAGACGUCCAGUGGGCGGCCGCGGGGACCCAACCUCUUUUCAGGCUCUUCGAAGAACAAGGCGUCGCCGAGCACCAACAGCACCUCCGCGACGGCCUCGCUGUCCCCGCAGCCCUACACGCCGACGCCCGAUGCGCACAAGGCCGGAACUGGGGCGUCGCCUGCCGCGGGAACUGGUAGGCGAUGUGUCCCUAGCCCCGGCGCGGCUUCGGCGGCGGGCCGAGAAGAGGUGUCCUCGCGCCACGUGAUUCGGCGCCCCAGCGAGAGUCGCGUAGCUUCGACGUCGCCGACCCCGCGCGACAAGGAGGGAGGGAUCGAUCGCUCAAAGUUCAUCUUGGAAAACACGGGAGCUCUGACGGACUUCUACGAGAUCGAUACUGCCACACUGGGACAGGGAACGUACGGCUCGGUCUCCAAGGCGCGAAAGAAGGACACGGGCCAGAUGCGCGCCGUGAAAACCAUCAGCAAGAGCCAAGUCAAAAACCUCGAGCGCUUCAGACAGGAAAUCGCCAUCAUGAAGGAUCUCGAUCACCCGAAUGUCAUAAAGCUCUUCGAGACCUUUGAGGACCACCGCAACAUUUACCUCGUUAUGGAACUCUGCACUGGAGGCGAGUUGUUCGAUCGAAUUAUUUCGGAAGGCCGCUUGACUGAGAAGCAGGCUGCCGUCCUCAUGAAGCAGAUGUUCUCUGCGGUCCACUACUUGCAUUCCAACAACAUCAUGCACAGAGACUUGAAACCGGAAAACUUCCUUUUCCUCGACUCGGCCCGCGACUCGCCUCUGAAGAUCAUCGACUUCGGUCUCUCCUGCCGCUUCAAAAAAGGCGAAUUCGUUUCCACCAAGGCCGGAACGCCGUACUACGUGGCUCCUCAAGUGCUGCAAGGCAAGUACGACUUUCGGUGCGACGCGUGGUCCCUGGGAGUUAUUCUCUACAUUCUGCUUUGCGGGUACCCGCCCUUCUACGGAGAGACAGACGCGGAAGUUCUCGCGAAAGUGAAGACCGGCGUCUUCUCCUUCAGCGGGCCGGAGUGGAAGCGCGUCAGUGAAGAGGCUAAGGAACUUAUUCGCCACCUCAUCAAUCUCAAUCCGCAGGAGCGAUACACGGCCGAGCAGGCACUCCAACACCCGUGGGUCACCACGCUGGCCCGCAACAGCCAGAACGUGGCUCUGCCGACGACGCUCAUGUCGAACUUGAAGGCGUUCCGAGCGCAAAACAAGCUGAAGAAGGCCGCGUUAACAGUCAUCGCGCAGCACAUGUCGGAGAAGGAAAUCGACCACCUUCGGCAGAUCUUCAUGACGCUCGAUGUCGAUAACAGCGGAACGCUUUCCGUUCAGGAGGUUCGCGAGGGGCUGAAGCGUCUGGGGUGGACUGAGAUCCCCGCCGAUUUGCAGGCCAUCAUCGAAGAGGUGGACUCGGACAAGUCGGGUCACAUCGACUACACGGAGUUCAUUGCGGCCACAAUGGACAAAAAGCUGUACAUGAAGGAAGAUGUCUGCUGGGCGGCGUUCCGCGUCUUCGAUCUGGACGGCAACGGCAAAAUCUCGCAAGACGAACUGAAGAAGGUGCUCGGAAUGCCGGACGUUGAAACGGCGGUGGGCCGAGCCACGAUCGACGCGCUCCUCACCGAAGUAGACCUGAAUGGAGACGGCGAGAUCGACUUCGACGAGUUCAUGUACAUGAUGAGGAAGAAGGAACCGGCAGAGAAGCGCUUUGACGUGUCGUCGCGGAAGACGUUGCAUGCGACCGCACCCUCCCAGGAGACUCGCCGUUCGGUCGUCCAGCGUCCUACCCUGGGCACGGGUCCGCCGCGUGCCUCUGUGGCGUCGCGCUCGGGAACUGUGGCGAAGGGACCCCCGGGCGCGAACUGCAAACUGGAGUCUGCAGGCGCAGCGUCCAGUUAA
Messenger RNA from Neospora caninum, 2172 nucleotides. RefSeq lists its product as hypothetical. Gene Ontology annotation, biological process: protein autophosphorylation; peptidyl-serine phosphorylation; intracellular signal transduction. The coding region runs from base 1 to 2172 and encodes 723 amino acids. Gene Ontology annotation, cellular component: cytoplasm; nucleus. The transcript has 11 exons. Lineage: Eukaryota; Apicomplexa; Conoidasida; Eucoccidiorida; Sarcocystidae. Gene Ontology annotation, molecular function: calcium-dependent protein serine/threonine kinase activity; calcium ion binding; calmodulin binding. The record is from RefSeq and is a predicted model, not a curated record.